Molecule: messenger RNA, 2400 nt
Organism: Tripterygium wilfordii
Lineage: Eukaryota; Viridiplantae; Streptophyta; Magnoliopsida; Celastrales; Celastraceae
Product: ATP-citrate synthase beta chain protein 1-like
Exons: 17
Coding region: 288-2114 (608 amino acids)
Biological process (GO): acetyl-CoA biosynthetic process; fatty acid biosynthetic process; tricarboxylic acid cycle
Cellular component (GO): cytosol
Molecular function (GO): ATP citrate synthase activity
Source: RefSeq, a predicted model, not a curated record
AAAGAAAUUAAAUUCCUCUCUCUCUCAAAAACAAUAACAGUUAACAUUACUUGUCAGAAUUAAUUACUGAAUUAGUGAUUAAAACCUAAUUAAAAAAAUUAAAACAAGAGUCUGGUGACUGGUGAGGAAACUUACCAUGCGCGACGUGACACACCUCACUCUCCUCUCCUGGCCUCCUUCUCCGCUCCUCUAACGGUCGCUGCAGUCACGUUCCCCACAUUUGCAGCGUCAUUUCCAUCUCUCUCUACGUGACCGAUACAGAAGAGGUCUCUUGAGGUUACACUGCCAUGGCAACUGGGCAACUAUUCUCUAAAACCACACAGGCUUUAUUCUACAACUAUAAGCAGCUUCCCAUUCAACGGAUGCUUGACUUUGACUUCCUCUGUGGAAGGGAGACACCAUCUGUUGCCGGAAUCAUCAAUCCUGGAUCUGAGGGAUUUCAGAAACUCUUUUUCGGUCAAGAAGAAAUCGCCAUCCCUGUUCACUCAACCAUUGAGGCGGCUUGUGCUGCUCAUCCAACUGCUGAUGUGUUCAUAAACUUUGCAUCAUUUAGAAGUGCUGCUGCCUCAUCAAUGUCGGCCUUGAAACAGCCAACCAUUCGAGUUGCUGCGAUAAUAGCUGAAGGUGUUCCUGAGUCAGACACCAAGCAGUUGAUUGCAUAUGCAAAGGCAAACAAUAAGGUUGUUAUUGGCCCUGCUACUGUUGGGGGCAUACAAGCUGGAGCUUUUAAGAUAGGUGACACUGCUGGCACAAUUGAUAACAUAAUUCACUGCAAGCUUUACAGGCCUGGAUCUGUUGGCUUUGUCUCCAAAUCUGGUGGCAUGUCGAAUGAAUUAUACAACAGUAUUGCCCGUGUGACAGAUGGAAUUUAUGAAGGCAUUGCAAUUGGAGGAGAUGUGUUCCCGGGCUCCACUCUAUCUGAUCAUGUUCUGCGGUUUAACAACAUUCCACAGGUUAAGAUGAUGGUUGUACUUGGGGAACUUGGUGGAAGAGAUGAGUAUUCCCUGGUUGAGGCAUUGAAACAAGGAAAAGUGACCAAACCGGUGGUUGCUUGGGUCAGCGGCACCUGUGCACGUCUCUUCAAAUCAGAAGUACAGUUUGGUCAUGCUGGGGCUAAAAGUGGUGGUGAGAUGGACUCUGCGCAAGCAAAGAAUCAGGCACUAAGGGAUGCUGGAGCUGUUGUUCCCACCUCAUAUGAAGCUUUUGAAUUGGCAAUCGAGGAAACAUUUGACAAAAUUAUUGAAGAAGGGAAAAUUACACCUGUAAACGAAGUUACACCUCCGCAAAUCCCUGAGGAUCUUAAUAUUGCAAUAAAAAGUGGGAAAGUUCGGGCUCCUACUCAUAUCAUCUCCACCAUCUCUGAUGACAGAGGUGAGGAACCUUGUUAUGCUGGUGUGCCUAUGUCUUCCAUUGUUGAAAAGGGCUUUGGUGUGGGUGAUGUUAUUUCUCUGCUAUGGUUCAAGCGCAGCCUUCCUCGCUAUUGUACCCAUUUUAUUGAGAUAUGCAUCAUGUUAUGUGCCGACCACGGUCCUUGUGUCUCUGGUGCCCACAACACUAUUGUAACAGCGAGGGCAGGAAAGGACUUGGUUUCUAGUCUUGUUUCAGGUUUGCUUACAAUUGGUCCCCGAUUUGGAGGUGCCAUUGAUGACGCAGCUAGAUACUUCAAGGAUGCUUAUGACAGGGGCCUUACACCAUAUGAAUUUGUUGAAAGCAUGAAGAAGAAAGGCAUUCGUGUGCCAGGAAUUGGACAUAGGAUCAAGAGAGGCGACAAUAGAGAUAAGAGAGUAGAAUUGCUGCAGCAGUUUGCACGGACACAUUUUCCUUCUGUGAAGUACAUGGAAUAUGCGGUUCAGGUUGAAACCUAUACUCUCUCAAAGGCGAAUAACCUGGUCCUGAAUGUUGAUGGUGCAAUCGGGUCCCUGUUCUUAGAUCUUCUUGCCGGCAGUGGAAUGUUUACCAAGCAAGAGAUUGAUGAGAUUGUAGAGAUAGGCUACCUGAAUGGGCUUUUUGUCUUGGCACGCUCCAUUGGUUUGAUUGGCCAUACCUUUGAUCAAAAGAGGUUGAAACAGCCACUAUACCGUCACCCAUGGGAAGACGUUCUCUACACCAAGUGAGAAAAUCUUUGAUAGCAGGUCCAGUGCUGAUUUCUGUUGUCGACUCUCCCUUUUAUCUUCUAAAUUUCUAGGUCUAUGCUCUGUUGUUCAGUUGUUAGAUCAUUGUUUAUACUGUUAAUGGCACACUGGCUGAUCACCCACCAUUUGUACUUAUAUCCAGAGUUCUUAAAAAAGGGACUUCCAGUCAUUUAUUCACAGAGAUUUGUAUUCCAAGAGCUUUAAGCUUCUGUCUUUUCCAUGAGAAAUAAUAGAAUUUCUCGCAAUUUAUGAGCCAGAGAUUAAGGUA